Messenger RNA from Talaromyces proteolyticus, 1105 nucleotides. Its product is annotated as membrane-associating domain-containing protein. The transcript has 3 exons. The record is from RefSeq and is a predicted model, not a curated record. The coding region runs from base 162 to 659 and encodes 165 amino acids. Lineage: Eukaryota; Fungi; Ascomycota; Eurotiomycetes; Eurotiales; Trichocomaceae. Gene Ontology annotation, cellular component: membrane.
GCGCCUGCCAGAAAUGAAUAAAUAAAUAAAUAAAUAAAUUAAUAAAUCAGACGGACUUCUGAAAAGACCAUCGUUUUACCUUCUUUCCUCCAAACACCGCUAUUCAGACUGCUGCAUCCUAUCUCUGCAUAAGAUUUAACUACUGAGGGAGCCACCACACCAUGUCGAACCAUAGCCUGCAUCACUUGAACUGGGUUCUGCCUGUGCGCAUCGUGCAGGCAGUCUUUGCCAUUAUCAUCCUAGGUCUGACCGCAUACGUCGUCAACGUCGAGCUGAGCUGGUACUGGUACUCGUCCGGCACUGUCAAUUUCGAUCUGUUCAACUCCAUCUGGACGCUAGUAAUCGCGUUGCCGUACCUGUCCCUCGUGCCCGUCUUCUUCUCCAACCUGUCUCAUGUCUACGCCGUGCUUGCCGUCGAGAUCGUGACCAUGAUCUUCUGGUUUGCCGGGUUCAUUGCCCUAGGCGCAUUGCUGCCUCCGCCUCGCGCAUGCCACUCUGGUCCGUGCAGCUCGUUGCAGGCCGCGACCGUGUUUGCGUCGUUUGAAUGGGUAUUGUUUGCCGUCACCACUGCUUUCACCGUCCGUCUCGCGCUGCAGUCAAGAAAUGAUUCCACCGUGCAUGCAAAGACAUCGGGUGUCGAGCCUCAUGCUGGGGUAUAAUCACGCACGACAUUGUAUGGAAAGCCGCGCGAAGAAACGGUCCUAGUGAGGUUUGAGCUUGGAAUAGUUAAUAUUUGGGCCCUGACGAGUGUUCCUAAUGAGUUGUUACCUUUCUGGCGCUUAACCUGGUUGAAGUAUGAUUUAUGCUUUAUGAGAAACGAGGGUUGUAUGUUAUUUUACCUAAUUGAAUAUAGCGUCUGACAUUAACAUUGUCCAAUUUCUGCCAUAUGGGCUGGAUUCACGAAUUUCAAUCAUGGCGGGCGGCAUGCCGAGACCGGUCAGAUAUUGGAUAAUGAGAACAGUAAUACGGAAUCUGCCAGUCAAGGUCAGAAAUCUGCUAGCGAUAGUCGACUGACAGCGCGGGCUCCGGCGAAAGAUUAUUAUAUUAUUAUAUUAUUUAUUAUUUUAACAUUAUCAUUGAGCUAUAGUAAUACAUUGCACAAACU